AUGAUGGGCUAUGAGGGUCGCUGUGUCCUUCUGGAUGACACUGAUGAAUGGGUGAAUAUUCCAUUUGUGGUACGUGAGUUUAUGAAGCAACUGAAUGAUGAAGCACAAUCAUCCCGGGUCGUGGUGGAAUCGCUCCGGCAAGAGCAAAAAGAGACAAGUCUGCUACUGCGUCGAGUGAUGCAAAAGCAGGCGGAUCUAGAAAUCGAUAACACCCGUAAUAUAUUGUCACUGAAUCACCACGCCUCCAGAGUUGCCUACGACUCCACUAUGAAGCGGCACACAGAGCAGAUCCACUACUUACGCAAAAAGGCAGAUGCAUUUGAUACCAAAAUGCAGCACCUUUCUUCACAUGUAGAAGGACUAUCACAGGCAGUCCUUUCUUCCACAAAAACCGUCGGUGCCUUUGGUGAGUUGAAAGGGCUUGUCACAGGGCUUUCCACAAAGGCGGAAACGACGGAGAGGCUGCUCAAGGAUCACAUCGAUGCUUACACUGUGGCUCAGAGGCCCACCGAAUCGCUGGUCGACACAAGUGCAUUGGCGGCUGUCACAGACAUACAGAAAGCGUUUAAGAACCAACUGGACGUUUAUAGCGCACGCCAAAAUAGUCUGGAGAAGAGCGUUGAGGUCCUCCGAAAAGCUUCCAGCACUCAAGAAGAGGAAAGUAGCAGAAUUCGCGGCAUAUGCGGGGAGCUAUCGCAGAUUGUGGAGGUAGAUCAAAAGACGAACAAGGAUCGCCUAACAUCGUGCUUUAAUACAAUGGAGAAGCUCGAGAAGCUGUGCGUUGCGCAGCAUACCGAGCUGGAAACACGUAUGAAGCGUGCGGAGGAAACUUCUCUUGGGUGCGAGUCCAGAUCACACGAAGAAGUCAAAUCUCUCUAUGCUGAACUUGGUGGUCUUCUCAAAGAGAAUCAGGCUGAAACGCGGCAGCGCUGUUGCGAAUUGGCAGAGGAGUUGCGAGCGGUAAAGGAACAGCAGCGGCGCCUGGUAGAGCAGCUGGCGACUGCUAAUGAUGAGGUCGAAAGUGUCACACAACGUGCCGUGAAGCAGAUGAAGGAUAUCUCUGUGCGCCUUGCUAGUGUGGAAACAGAGGUGGAGCAGUUUGGUUCCACUUUCGUGGCUCGCCGCGACCAUCAGAAGGAGCAGCGGCAGACUCAGGAAUCGCUUGACAUAGUCAGGAGUUCGGUAGCAGACACCGUGGCGGCCUUUCAGACUCAAGUGCAACAACUCUCCACUUCCAUCAAGACGAUGCGGACGGAGCAAGGGGAGGAUAAUGAUUGGCUGCACAACGAGCUGGGCCGCAUCGGCACAAUUGUCGGCUACACGUCACAACAGCGUGAAAAGCAGGAACGGCAAGUGACGUCUUUGUGCGAAAUUGUGCAUAAUCUCUCGGUCGCUGUGGACGGGCUGCAGAAGGGGUGCGGCGCCGCUGCGGCACCUUCUCCGGCGCCCGCUGCUUCACCAGCGCAGGCGAACACACCAGAGAGUUGCAUCAACCAGGAGGUUCCAGCGGCAUGGGAAACAUGGCGGUCGACCUUUAUGAAAGAUGUGGAAGGGAAGAUCACAGCGGCUGUGUCACCGAAUUUACAGCCAUACACAUCGCCGCCUGUACUUGAGCGCGUGUCUCAGCAGCUGAACGAGCUGACCGCGAAGGUGGACGGCGGUGCCAAGUACACGCAGGCCAUCAUGUCACAGCAGAUGGAUCAGAUACGGCACAUUGUGAGAGAUGAGGUGAUGCAUCAGCUGCAGUCGCACCCAGUACUGCGUGAAGUGACGCCAGCGUUGGCUGAGGUGGAGGCGGUAAAACGCCGCGUGGCAGGGGUCGAGCUAAGCCUGCACACCCUGCCAGCACGAGCCGACCGAUGGAUCGUGGAUUCUGAAGCUGGCGGCCUCUCCUCAGCUGAUUCCGUGCUGCAGCGUGUUCUCGUGGUCGAGCAGGCGAUUGAGGACUUCAAGCGUCGGCUGCUGGAGCUCGGCGAGCAUGUGAUAGGUGUUGACCAGCGGGGCAACCAGCUUGCCUGCGGCGCUCACGAGAUGGAGGCGCAACUGCAGGACCAGCAGCGCAUGACGCUCAAGCUGGGCACUGAUCUGACGGCGGCGCUGGAGAGCCUGUUGCAUACGGAGCAGUCUCUUUCCCUCCACCAAAGUUCGACGGCACUGCAGCUGUCGGAGGUGCACACGUGGCUGGAGAAGUGGAAGCGUGAUGCAGCAGCGGCACCAACUGCGGCUGCGCCGUCCGUAGAGCCACCAUGUGCGCAAAAGGGCGCCGCUUCUCAAACAAGCGCCGAUGGGUCUUGCAAGAGCCUAAGCGCCGGGGUUGCCCAGUUGGCGGAAACGGUAGAGCGCCUUUCCGCGCAGGUGGCUCGAGUGGAGACAGAUAUACUACAAGCAGUGCACGCCGAUCUUGAAGCAGUGCGAAGCGAGUGUGCUGCUGUUGCUGCUGCACGAAAAAUUGAGAAGGGCAACGUGUCUUCACCCACCACCAAUGCGCUCGACACAGAAGAGGUGCACGCUGCCUACAAAGAGCUUCAGCACCGCCUUGACGUUGAGGAGUCGUUGCGUCAUGAAGCGGAGGCGGCGUUUCGCGCAGUGGAAGCACGGCUUCUAGCCGUAGAGAGGUGUGCUUCGGAGUUAUUGUCCGCUCUUCCUAAAGAAGUCUCCCCAUCCGCGGGCAAUGCAGACUCGACUGCCACGGCGGCGGCCGUGGCAUACUGCACUGGUGAGUUGGCACGAUGCCAUGAGCGACUCGACGUAGUUCAGCAUCAGCUCACUAGCAACACGUGCCGCUGUGCCAGUGAAGCGGAGAGGGAUGUUCACUGCCGGGAUGUGCAUCGACUGCAGCAGGGUCUGGAGUGCUUGCAGGAGGACAUGCAGGCCUUUGUGGCGUCACAGCUCUGCACAAAGAUACGUGAGGCAGAGCCGGCCUUGGUUGAGGCUGCCACGACUGCAGCCGUCCUCCGCUGUCAGGAAGCGCUGAAGGCAGCUGCUGAGUCGACCGCGACUGCGGUGGAUGCACACGCGAACGCAAAGAGCGUAGCGGCACUGCAGGCUGCUGUGGAGGCGGUGCAACGCACCCUGGACGAGCACAUAUCGACUGUGCUCGAGGGCCGCGACCGUGUCGAGGGCAUGGCACAGGUGCUUGGUGCUACUGUUGAUAGCCUUAACGGACUAGAGACGGCACAGUUGGAGUUUCGCAGAGAGCUGGAAAGAGUACAAUCGGCACACCAAGCGCACCAGCGAGACUUGUCGCUUCAGCUCGAGACUGUCGUCAGCAGCAUCGAGACCAAGGUUGAUGAACUGCGCGCCAACGUGAAGGGGUCUGCCGUCGUGUCAGCGGCUGAGUCGUUGGAGGCAGGCAACUGUGCGCAGAAACCCUCUGACGAUGCUAAAGCGGCCUGGGUAGCGGAGGUAGUCGACUCGAUGCACACCACCUACUACACACGAGCACUUCUCGAGGAGCGACUGGAGAACAUAUGGUCUUCGAUGAUUAGCCUUCUCACGCGCAAGGAGGACGUCAGCGCUGUGCACGACAAGCUCAACGGCCUCCAUCAGCUCAUGCAGGAGGAGAUGCAGAUUGAGCUGCAGCGACUUGAGGGGCAGCUGGCAAAUCAGCUGGCAGAGAAGGUGAGCUUGGCGAACUUGCAGGAUAUCUUGGAACAUCACAUCUUCAGCUCAGACGCCCACUCUGACGACAUCGUCAUGUGA
Molecule: messenger RNA, 3702 nt
Organism: Leishmania braziliensis MHOM/BR/75/M2904
Lineage: Eukaryota; Euglenozoa; Kinetoplastea; Trypanosomatida; Trypanosomatidae
Exons: 1
Coding region: 1-3702 (1233 amino acids)
Source: RefSeq, a predicted model, not a curated record